Metopolophium dirhodum (rose-grain aphid) is the source of this 1102-nucleotide messenger RNA. RefSeq names its product death-associated protein-like 1.L. Gene Ontology annotation, biological process: negative regulation of autophagy; cellular response to amino acid starvation; apoptotic signaling pathway. Lineage: Eukaryota; Metazoa; Arthropoda; Insecta; Hemiptera; Aphididae. The record is from RefSeq and is a predicted model, not a curated record. The coding region runs from base 380 to 682 and encodes 100 amino acids. Gene Ontology annotation, molecular function: death domain binding. The transcript has 3 exons.
AAAAGUAAACACAACACAAGUACAUAACACGACACAACUGCAGCUAUACAGACAAGUCAGACAACACCAACACGACCUCGAUCACGUCUACCCCUGGUACAUAACAAAAUACAAAUUAUUGUACUAUUAUUGUUGUCAAGUUGUUUGUUGUUGUUGUUAUUGCGCCGCUGCUGGCUGAUGCAUUUAACAUUCGACAUUUCGACAGUCGACAGUCUUCACUCAGUUCACUCGACAGGCUACUGCGUUCUAUAUUUCUACUCGCUACUCGCUAGUCGUACACGACAUCACUUUCAACUUUGUCCACGUUUUACAGUUACUGACAACAAUUGCCCGUAAUUGUUACUGCUGAAUUUACCGUCUCGUUUUGUUCGCCGUCGCCAUGGAAGACGAAUCCCAACUCAAAGGCGGACAUGCCCAAGCAGUCAAAGCCGGUGGCAUGCGCAUCGUGCAGCACAAGAACGUCAACUCGGCCGCCGACAAGAUAUCUGUUGCCGCUGCGGACGAGGCAAAUUCGGUUUUAAAAGUCUCCACUAGUCCGCCCAAGCAGACCGUAGUGCCGGUGCACGCUCACAACGACUAUCCGACCCAGGCCGUCCAGAAGACCCACGACAAGCCGACACCUAGCCACGAGAUGAGACAACACACGUGCACGAAACCGACCAUCCAUCAGCCGCGCAAAUGAACGUGACAGCGUCGACGCGCACACAAGAGACUGGGCUCGGGGGCGUAUGUCGUUCGACACGUUCCCGGAUUAUUCUUAUUAACAUUAUGAAUUAUUACCUCUCUAUACACAUUCUAAACCCAAACGAUUUUUAGCCUCGAGGCUUAAGUUUACUUUUGCAUUUACAUUAUGGUGAAUAAUGAUACCUAUCCUAUCUUCUUCUCCUGCUACCUAUGGCAUUUCUCGUCGUGUUCAUUCCGUUACAAUAUAAUAUUAUUUUAUAUCUAUAUAUGUAUAUAACAGUUAUGGUACUUUGGGAUGUUUAUUUGGCGUCAUGCUCGGGAAUUAAUUUGGCUACAGGUCGUAAUUACGUUUCAAAUAAUCAAAUCAAGUUUAAUCAAUCAAUUUUAUUUUUAUUAUGAAUAAAGUAUUUUUUUGGAA